Colletotrichum phormii is the source of this 936-nucleotide messenger RNA. RefSeq lists its product as uncharacterized. NCBI's taxonomy places the organism in Eukaryota, Fungi, Ascomycota, Sordariomycetes, Glomerellales, Glomerellaceae. The coding region runs from base 1 to 936 and encodes 311 amino acids. The record is from RefSeq and is a predicted model, not a curated record. The transcript has 2 exons.
AUGGCAGAUCCGCUGUUCAUCACGACGGGUGUGCUUGGCUUUAUGUCCUUCGGUAUUGAAGUCGCUCAGUCGCUCUACAAGUACUACACCGCUGUCAAGUCCCAACCAUCGAACAUUCAGCAUACAUUGCUGAAGCUCCAGCAACUCGAAGCCCUCCUCGAGCAGCUGCGCUCUCACAUCGAGGAACGUCAAUCACGGCCUGAAGGGGUUGAGUUGGUCAAAACCAUCAAGCCCUUCCACCCAGGUACUGGCCUCUGGCUGGUCAGAGGAGCCUCUUUCCUUAAUUGGUUGCACCAUCCCAAGUCUUUCUUAUGGCUCAAAGGCUUCGCUGGGUGUGGAAAGUCUGUAUUGUCCACUACUGUGAUUGAGCAUACCCUGCGUCGUCGAGGGUUCGACAGAAACUCCCGCGUAGGGGUAUCGUUCUUCUUUCUCACCUUUAACGACGACACCAAGCAAAGCACGUCGGCCCUUUUGCGCGCUCUGAUCCUUCAACUGUCAGCGCAACUUGGCAGUACUCCUACGGCACUUCAAAGACUUUUCCAGAAUUACAGGUCUGGGGCACCUCCGGACCCGAGUCUAGUUGAGUGUAUCCAUCAGAUUCUCCGAAUGUUCGAAGACGUCUACAUCAUAAUUGAUGCUCUGGACGAAAGCCCUAGAGAUUCUCACAGAGGGGAUAUGCUUGAAACACUUACCGAGAUGCGAGCUUGGCUGGAUUGCUCCCUACACUUACUGGUCACAAGCAGAGACGAACCCGAUAUCAAAGAUGAGCUACAGGCCGCCUCCGAAGACAUGGUCCAUCUGAAAAAUGAUGACAUAGACAAAGACAUUGCCCUUUUCGUCACAGAACAUCUCGAACGCAACCGUCGUCUGCGGAAGUGGAUGCCUUAUUUCGCUGAAAUAGAAACUGUUUUAGUGCAAAAAGCCGGUGUAGUGUAA